Messenger RNA from Talpa occidentalis (Iberian mole), 8547 nucleotides. It is a transcript of the gene NAV2, whose product is annotated as neuron navigator 2. The record is from RefSeq and is a predicted model, not a curated record. The coding region runs from base 701 to 8248 and encodes 2515 amino acids. Gene Ontology annotation, biological process: nervous system development; neurogenesis. The transcript has 38 exons. Gene Ontology annotation, molecular function: protein binding; ATP hydrolysis activity; ATP binding. Lineage: Eukaryota; Metazoa; Chordata; Mammalia; Eulipotyphla; Talpidae.
CAGCCUUGCUGCGCUAGAGCGCACGGAGCAUGUGCGGACCUGCGGGCGCAAAGGUGUCCUGCCCUGGGGGCUUCUGGGCAGCGGUGAUUGACUGUCACGCCUAGACAGACCUUUCGGGGGCUCUCGCCGCGCCUCUGCGUCGCGGGUGACACUGCGGUGGUCGCGAUCAGGGUGGCAACUGCCUCUCGGAGACGUCUUGGGCUCCGUGCGCCCUCCCUGUCCUUCCUCCGCGGCUCGUCCAUCCCUUCUCCAUCCCUCGCCGGUUCCCACUCGCAGCCUCCUGGAGCGGGAGGCGCGCUUCGCGGUCACUUCGCUUUCCAAGGGGCCUUCUCACCUCGGAGAUGCAGUGACAGGUGAAUAUGGGAGGCUUCCCAGAAGGAGAAUCAUAAGAGGCAAGAGACCCUGAGCGUCCAGAGCCCGUGGCCAAGCCGCCCAGGAGGAGCGUGAGAUCGCCAGCAGCAUCCGUCCAGGUGGGACCCGCUGAGCGCCGCCAGCAGCCCUCCGCCCCUUUCCGCACCCCGAAAGCGCGCUCACCCUACAGCUCCGAGUUCCCCGACCCGGGGAUUUUUUUCUCUCCGCUGCCGGUGGGCGCCUCGCGGGCGGAGGCCCGGCGCCUGCUCUGCUGCCCGAGCUGCCUUUAGCGGUCGCCUCCGCAGCCGCUGCCAGGGACGUGCUGGGAAAGCCGAAGCCCCGGGAGAAGAUGCCGGCCAUCCUGGUCGCCUCCAAAAUGAAGUCGGGACUGCCCAAACCCGUGCACAGCGCCGCGCCCAUCCUGCACGUGCCCCCGGCCCGGGCCGGCCCCCAGCCCUGCUACCUCAAGUUGGGCAGCAAGGUGGAGGUGAGCAAGACCGCCUACCCUAGCCAGAUCCCGCUGAAAUCGCAGGGGCUGCAGGAGCCGGAGGGGGAGGGGCUCCCGCUGCGGACAAGCGGCUCGCUGGAAAACGGGUUCGAUACCCAGAUCUACACGGACUGGGCCAAUCAUUAUCUAGCCAAAUCGGGCCACAAACGUCUCAUCAAGGAUCUUCAGCAAGAUGUGACGGAUGGUGUCCUCCUGGCCCAGAUUAUCCAGGUUGUGGCAAAUGAAAAGAUUGAAGACAUCAAUGGCUGUCCAAAGAACAGAUCACAAAUGAUUGAAAACAUAGACGCCUGCUUGAAUUUCCUGGCAGCUAAGGGAAUAAACAUCCAGGGGCUGUCUGCAGAAGAAAUCAGGAAUGGAAACCUCAAGGCCAUUCUAGGCCUCUUCUUCAGCCUCUCCCGGUACAAACAGCAGCAGCAACAGCCCCCAAAGCAGCACCUCUCCACGCCGCUGCCGCCUGCCGUGUCCCAGGCGGCCGGGGCCCCCUCCCAGUGCCAGACUGGCACUCCUCAGCAACAGGUGCCAGCCACUCCCCAAGUCCCGUGCCAGCCUCACCAGCCAGCGCCUCAUCAGCAGUCAAAAGCACAAGCUGAAAUGCAGUCCAGACUUCCAGGUCCUACUGCAAGGGUAUCCGCUACAGGCAGUGAGGCCAAAACCCGCGGAGGGUCAGCCACUGCUAACAACCGACGCAGUCAGAGCUUUAACAACUAUGACAAGUCCAAACCAGUUACCUCCCCGCCCCCGACCCUGCCACCAAGCAGUCAUGAGAAAGAGCUAUUGGCCAGCCCAGCCUCCUCCCACCCCGGAAUGAGCGAGAAUGUCCCAGCUCCCCUGGAGAGCUGCAGCACCUCCCCGGCUGCUAACUGCAGCGCCUCCUCGUCCAUCCCCCAGCCCGGUGCCGCCUCCAAGCCCUGGCGCAGCAAGUCCAUCAGCGUGAAGCACAGCGCCACCUCGUCCAUGCUCUCGGUCAAGCAGCCGGUGCCCGAGGGCCCCAGGCCCACCCCUGAAGCCAUGAAGCCCGCCCCCAACAAUCAGAAGUCCAUGCUGGAAAAGCUUAAACUUUUCAACAGUAAAGGGGGCUCCAAGGCGGGUGAGGGCCCAGGGUCCCGGGACACGAGCUGCGAGCGGCUGGAGAUCCUGCCCAGCUUUGAGGAGAGUGAAGAAAUGGAGGCCACCAGCCGCUCGCUGUCCACUCCGGGCCCCGCAUCCAACAGCCCCAAGAUCGCACUCAAGGGCAUUGCCCAGAGAACUUUUAGCCGGGCACUGACCAACAAGAAGAGUUCUCCGAAAGGCAGUGAGAAGGAAAAGGAGAAACAGCAGCGGGAGAAAGAAAAGGAGAAAAGCAAGGAUCUGGCCAAGAGAGCCUCCGUGACAGAGAGGCCGGACCUCAGAGAGGGGCCAAAGGAAGACCCCAGCGGGGCAACGGUGACAGAGAUGCCAAAAAAGUCCUCCAAGAUUGCCAGCUUCAUCCCCAAAGGGGGGAAGCUCAACAGUGCCAAGAAGGAGGCCCCUGCCCCUUCCCACAGUGGAAUACCAAAACCAGGAAUGAAGAGUGUGCCCACGAAAUCCCCAAGUGCCCCAGUUCCCUCCAAAGAGGGGGAGCGGAGCCGGGGUGGGAAGCCAAGCUCAGGGCUCCCCCAGCAGAAGCCCCAACUUGAUGGCAGACACUCCAGUUCCUCCUCCAGCCUGGCAUCCUCGGAAGGGAAAGGCCCAGGAGGGACCAGCCUGAACCACAGCAUCAGCAGCCAGACUGUCAGUGGGUUCGUGGGGACCACCCAGACCACAGGAAGCAAUACUGUCAGUGUCCAGCUACCUCAGCCCCAGCAGCAAUACAGCCACCCCAACACUGCCACGGUCGCGCCUUUCCUGUACAGGUCCCAGACAGACACCGAAGGGAAUGUUACUGCCGAAUCCGGCUCAGCAGGUGUGAGCAUGGAGCCCAGCCACUAUACCAAGAGUGGACAGCCUGCUCUGGAAGAACUCACUGGGGAAGAUCCCGAAGCUCGGAGACUGCGGACAGUGAAGAACAUUGCUGAUCUGCGUCAGAAUUUGGAGGAGACCAUGUGCAGUUUACGGGGAACUCAGGUCACACACAGCACAUUGGAAACAACAUUUGACACCAGUGUCACCACGGAGAUCAGCGGGCGCAGUAUCCUCAGCCUGACCGGAAGGCCCACUCCUCUGUCCUGGAGACUUGGCCAGUCCAGCCCUCGGCUCCAAGCGGGAGAUGCCCCGUCUCUGGGCAACGGGUACCCGCCACGCGCCAACGCCAGCCGCUUCAUCAACACUGAGUCAGGCCGCUACGUGUAUUCGGCCCCACUGAGGAGGCAGCUGGCCUCCAGGGGCAACAGCGUCUGCCACGUAGAUGUCUCAGACAAGACAGGGGAUGAGAUGGAUCUGGAAAGCAUCAGCAUGGAUGCCCCUGGCUACAUGAGCGACGGGGAUGUUCUGAGCAAGAACAUCCGGACAGAUGACAUCACAAGCGGGUACAUGACCGAUGGUGGACUUGGCCUCUACACCCGUCGCCUGAACCGACUCCCUGAUGGGAUGGCUGUGGUGCGGGAGACGCUGCAAAGAAAUACCUCCCUGGGCCUUGGAGAUGCUGACAGCACAUUGGAAACAACAUUUGACACCAAUGUCACCACGGAGAUCAGCGGGCGCAGUAUCCUCAGCCUGACCGGAAGGCCCACUCCUCUGUCCUGGAGACUUGGCCAGUCCAGCCCUCGGCUCCAAGCGGGAGAUGCCCCGUCUCUGGGCAACGGGUACCCGCCACGCGCCAACGCCAGCCGCUUCAUCAACACUGAGUCAGGCCGCUACGUGUAUUCGGCCCCACUGAGGAGGCAGCUGGCCUCCAGGGGCAACAGCGUCUGCCACGUAGAUGUCUCAGACAAGACAGGGGAUGAGAUGGAUCUGGAAAGCAUCAGCAUGGAUGCCCCUGGCUACAUGAGCGACGGGGACGUUCUGAGCAAGAACAUCCGGACAGAUGACAUCACAAGCGGUCAUCCACAGACGGACGGCGAGAAGCACUCGCAGGUGGAGAGGAGCUCCCUGUGGUCUGGCGAUGAUGUCAAGAAGUCAGACGGAGGUUCAGACAGCGGCAUAAAGAUGGAGCCAGGGUCUAAGUGGAGGCGGAACCCCUCUGACGUGUCUGACGAGUCUGACAAGAGCACUUCAGGCAAGAAGAACCCCGUCAUCUCACAGACGGGCUCCUGGCGGCGAGGCAUGACAGCGCAGGUGGGCAUCACCAUGCCGAGGACGAAGCCAGCUGCCCCUGCGGGCACGCUCAAGACUCCCGGAACCGGAAAAACAGAUGAUGCAAAGGUAUCUGAGAAGGGAAGACUGUCUCCCAAAGCCUCUCAGGUGAAGCGCUCCCCAUCAGAUGCAGGCCGCAGCAGUGGUGAUGAAUCCAAAAAAGCCCUCCCUAGCAGCUCCAGGACGCCCACCGCCAAUGCCAACAGCUUUGGGUUCAAGAAGCAGAACGGCUCAGCCGCUGGUCUGGCCAUGAUCACAGCCAGCGGAGCCACUGUUACCAGCAGAUCAGCCACACUGGGCAAAAUCCCAAAGUCAUCUGCACUUGUCGGUCGGUCUACUGGUCGGAAGACGAGCAUGGAUGGGGUUCAGAAUCAGGAUGAUGGUUAUCUGUCUCUCAGCUCCCGGACAAACUUGCAGUACCGGAGUUUGCCACGGCCCAGUAAGUCCACCAGCCGGAAUGGAGCUGGGAACAGGUCUAGUACCAGCAGCAUAGAUUCUAACAUCAGCAGUAAGUCAGCAGGCCUGCCGGUGCCCAAGCUGAGGGAGCCUUCCAAAACGGCCCUCGGUAGCUCUCUCCCAGGUCUGGUCAACCAGACAGAUAAGGAGAAAGGCAUCUCAUCGGACAACGAGAGCGUGGCUUCUUGUAACUCAGUGAAAGUGAACCCUGCAGCCCAGCCUAUGUCCAGUGCGGCUCAGACCACUCUCCAGCCAGGGGCUAAAUACCCUGACGUGGCCUCUCCCACGCUGCGCAGACUCUUUGGUGGAAAACCUAGCAAGCAAGUACCCAUCGCCACAGCUGAAAACAUGAAAAAUUCAGUGGUCAUCUCCAAUCCUCAUGCCACCUUGACCCAGCAAGGUAACUUAGAGUCCCCCUCAGGCAGCGGCGUCCUGAGCAGCGGGAGCAGCAGCCCUCUCUACAGUAAGAAUGUGGAUAUCAACCAGUCUCCUCUAGCCUCCAGCCCCAGCUCAGCCCACUCAGGGCCCUCCAACAGCCUCACCUGGGGCACCAACGCCAGCAGCUCCUCCGCAGUUAGCAAGGACGGCCUGGGCUUCCAGUCCGUCAGCAGCCUCCACACAAGCUGCGAGUCCAUUGACAUCUCCCUCAGCAGUGGAGGGGGACUGAGUCACAAUUCCUCCACGGGCCUCCUUGCCUCCUCUAAGGACGACUCGCUGACGCCCUUUGUCAGAACCAACAGCGUGAAGACCACACUGUCGGAAAGCCCUCUCUCUUCCCCUGCCGCUAGCCCUAAGUUCUGCAGAAGUACUCUGCCCAGGAAACAGGACAGUGACCCGCACCUUGAUAGGAACACUUUGCCUAAGAAAGGACUCAGGUAUACUCCCACCUCCCAGCUUCGCACACAGGAAGAUGCAAAAGAAUGGUUACGGUCUCACUCUGCAGGCGGCCUGCAGGACACCGCUGCCAACUCGCCUUUUUCCUCUGGUUCCAGUGUAACUUCUCCCUCAGGAACAAGGUUCAACUUCUCCCAGCUUGCGAGUCCCACCACUGUCACCCAGAUGAGCUUGUCCAAUCCCACCAUGCUGAGGACCCACAGCCUCUCCAACGCCGAUGGGCAGUAUGACCCUUACACUGACAGCCGCUUCCGGAAUAGUUCCAUGUCCCUGGAUGAAAAGAGCAGGACCAUGAGCCGUUCAGGCUCAUUCCGGGAUGGGUUUGAAGAAGUUCACGGAUCCUCGCUCUCCUUGGUUUCCAGCACAUCAUCAAUUUAUUCAACACCAGAAGAAAAAUGCCAAUCAGAGAUUCGCAAACUGCGGAGGGAGCUGGAUGCCUCCCAGGAAAAGGUUUCAGCUUUGACCACCCAGCUGACAGCAAAUGCUCAUCUGGUGGCAGCCUUUGAACAGAGUCUCGGAAACAUGACAAUCAGGCUCCAGAGUUUGACCAUGACAGCUGAGCAGAAGGAUUCAGAACUGAAUGAAUUAAGAAAAACCAUUGAGCUACUAAAGAAACAGAACGCAGCUGCCCAGGCUGCCAUUAAUGGAGUAAUUAACACACCGGAGCUCAACUGCAAAGGAAAUGGCAGCGCCCAGUCUGCAGACCUGCGCAUCCGCAGACAGCACUCCUCCGACAGUGUGUCCAGCAUCAACAGCGCCACCAGCCACUCCAGCGUGGGCAGCAACAUCGAGAGCGAUUCAAAGAAAAAGAAGAGGAAGAACUGGUUACGCAGCUCCUUCAAGCAAGCUUUCGGGAAGAAGAAGUCCCCCAAGUCAGCAUCCUCGCAUUCAGACAUUGAGGAGAUGACGGAUUCUUCUUUGCCUUCCUCACCAAAGUUGCCACACAACGGCUCUGCGGGAUCCACCCCACUGCUGAGGAAUUCCCACUCCAACUCUCUCAUUUCAGAGUGCAUGGACAGCGAAGCCGAGACAGUCAUGCAGCUCCGAAAUGAGCUGAGAGACAAGGAGAUGAAGCUGACCGACAUCCGCCUAGAAGCCCUCAGCUCUGCACACCAGCUUGACCAGCUCCGGGAAGCCAUGAAUAGGAUGCAGAGUGAAAUAGAGAAGCUGAAGGCUGAGAAUGAUCGGCUGAAGUCGGAGUCUCAAGGCAGUGGCUGCAGCCGGGCCCCCUCCCAGGUGUCCCUCUCUGCCUCCCCGAGGCAGUCCCUCGGCCUCUCCCAGCACAGCCUGAACCUCACGGAGUCAACCAGCCUGGACAUGUUGCUGGAUGACACUGGUGAAUGCUCGGCUCGGAAGGAAGGAGGCAGGCAUGUUAAGAUAGUUGUCAGCUUUCAGGAGGAAAUGAAGUGGAAGGAGGAUUCCAGACCACACCUCUUUCUUAUUGGCUGCAUUGGAGUUAGUGGCAAGACGAAGUGGGAUGUGCUCGAUGGGGUGGUUAGACGGCUGUUCAAAGAAUACAUCAUUCAUGUCGACCCGGUGAGUCAGCUAGGGUUGAACUCAGAUAGUGUUCUGGGCUACAGCAUUGGGGAGAUCAAACGCAGCAACACUUCCGAGACGCCUGAGCUUCUUCCCUGUGGCUAUCUGGUCGGGGAGAACACUACCAUCUCUGUGACCGUCAAAGGGCUCGCAGAAAACAGCCUGGAUUCCCUGGUGUUCGAGUCCCUGAUCCCCAAGCCCAUCCUGCAGCGCUAUGUCUCCCUGCUGGUGGAACACAGGCGGAUCAUCCUCUCUGGCCCAAGUGGCACUGGGAAAACAUACCUGGCCAACCGGCUCUCAGAGUACCUGGUGCUUCGGGAGGGACGGGAGCUGACAGACGGGGUCAUCGCCACCUUCAACGUGGACCACAAGUCCAGCAAGGAGCUGCGCCAGUACCUAUCCAACCUUGCUGACCAGUGCACCAGUGAGAACAAUGCGGCGGACAUGCCUGUCGUCAUCAUCCUAGACAACCUGCAUCAUGUCAGCUCCCUGGGUGAGAUCUUCAAUGGGCUGCUCAACUGCAAGGACCACAAAUGUCCUUACAUAAUUGGCACAAUGAACCAGGCUACCUCUUCCACUCCUAACCUGCAGCUUCAUCACAACUUCAGGUGGGUGCUCUGUGCCAACCAUACAGAACCCGUAAAGGGUUUCCUUGGCCGGUUCCUGAGGCGGAAGCUCAUGGAAACAGAGAUCAGUGGGCGCGUACGGAAUGUGGAGCUGGUAAAAAUCAUCGACUGGAUUCCCAAGGUCUGGCAUCACCUAAACCGCUUCCUGGAGGCUCACAGCUCCUCGGAUGUCACCAUAGGCCCCCGGCUCUUCCUGUCGUGCCCCAUUGACGUAGAUGGCUCCAGGGUGUGGUUCACUGACUUAUGGAACUACUCGAUUAUCCCCUAUCUCCUGGAAGCUGUCAGAGAAGGACUCCAGCUCUAUGGAAGGCGGGCCCCCUGGGAGGAUCCCGCCAAGUGGGUGAUGGACACCUAUCCAUGGGCAGCCAGCCCCCAGCAGCACGAGUGGCCGCCCUUGCUGCAGCUCCGGCCUGAAGACGUGGGCUUCGAUGGGUACUCCUUGCCUCGGGAGGGCUCAACCAGCAAGCAGGUGCCCCCAAGCAGUGCUGACGGAGACCCGCUGAUGAACAUGCUGAUGAGGCUACAGGAGGCAGCCAACUACUCCAGCCCCCAGAGCUAUGACAGCGACUCCAACAGCAACAGCCAUCACGAUGACAUCCUGGAUUCGUCCCUGGAAUCCACGCUGUGAUGGGCCCAGCCACAGAGCCCACCCCUCCCCUAGCCCUCCCCACACCCACCUCCCUCCACCAUCCUGAAGAUGACCUCCUGAGCCAGCCCCCUGGCUGCAGGGACACCAAGAUCCCUCGUUCUCCAGCCUUGAGCUGGGGACAGGCGUCCCAGGCCAGUUGCCUUGGGACCCUUCCUUCUACAGUGAGAACUGCACUACCUUCUGUUUCAUGGGAAUUAUUGUUUUGCCUUGUUGCUGUGACCUCCCUAAGACGCUCAAGAUACUUCUCGGGAAAGGAUCGUCACCACUGAAAUGAAAAG